Diachasma alloeum is the source of this 3014-nucleotide messenger RNA. RefSeq lists its product as uncharacterized. Gene Ontology annotation, biological process: signal transduction. The transcript is spliced from 2 exons. Bases 129 to 2876 code for a protein of 915 amino acids. NCBI's taxonomy places the organism in Eukaryota, Metazoa, Arthropoda, Insecta, Hymenoptera, Braconidae. The record is from RefSeq and is a predicted model, not a curated record.
UUGAAAUAGGCCCCACAAUUUGUUUACUCCGUUGUUGACAAGUACUAAACCCACAAUUCACCACUAAAUGACUUUGGCUAGACCCUCGAAAGGUCCGUGUCAUUCCCAGUGAGUUAACCCCUCCCACAAUGCUAAUAUACAGUAUUCCAAAUACGAGUAAAGUGCAUCAUGCAGUCACGAAUAACCUCCGAACAUUGGGGGUUAAGUCGAGGGUGAAGAGGUCUCACCCAAAAACCGACAAAGACAAUCGAGUUAAAAAGGUUUUCGGUGUUUCCCUGAGCCAGCAAAAAUUCGAUACCAUUAAAUUAUCGACUGGUGUUGUGAUAAGUGUUCCAGUAUUUGUGAAACAAUCAGUGAAUUAUCUUGAUCUUCAUCUCAACCAAGAGGGCCUCUUCAGGAAGGCUGGCUCACAGACUAGACAGCGAGAGCUUGUCGCCAGAUUUGACAAUGGAAAUGAACUCGGUGAUAAGUACAAUGCCAUUGAUGUUGCCAAUUGUCUCAAGAAAUACCUGAGGGAUCUGCCGGAGCCACUGAUUCCCAAUGAUUUUCAUGACUUGUUUGUCAGAUGUGGAAUGCUCAAGUUCUGCAAAGUUGAUGCCAUUCUGCAGGCCUGUCUCCUGCUGCCCAUCAAGUAUUUGAUGACUCUGGCUUUCUUGAUGGACUUUUUUCAAAGGGUCGCGAGGUACGAGGCAAUGAAUAAAAUGGGGGUCGACAAUCUGGCGAAGGUCGUUGGCCCCAAUAUCAUGCCUGUCAGGGAGACCACUAUGGCUGCUGUGCAGAAUAGGCUGAAUGCUCAUCUCGCUAUUGUUAAGAUAUUAAUCGAGAAUGCCCGCCGCAUUGGCGUUCUCCCCAAAGAAAUAAUGGAGACCGCCAUGUCAGACACCAACAGUCCAGGUACAGACCUUGACCACUCGAGCUCCUCCUUCAAAAGUAAAAAAAAGAAGCACCGCUCUGGUAGCCUGACCCGAAUGUUCAACGGUCUCAAGAAAAUCGUUGGCAAAAAUUCCCCCGAAGACUCUCUCUCCCGUCGCUCCUUGCUCCCCGCCCAGCCCCCUCCCCCCUCGCCCUCAAAAUCCUCAAAAAAACGAAAGCUAGCAGACCCCCUGCCGAAUCCCUCCACCACGUCCAAGAAAAAGCGAGAUUCAAAUCCGCGAAUCUUAUUCCCCUCUCCAGUAUCCGAGGACCCGAAUCCAACAGACGAGAAACCCCAGAAAGUCGACAAGUCCAGGAGACUGGGUCUCAACCUGGACCGCUUGGUCUCCAGGAGCCGCCACAAACUGGGCCAUGAAACCGAGCCUGAGCACUCGCCGGUGAUCGAGCGCCGCUGGAGCAUGGCGAGUGGCGUCUCCAGAAACCUGAAGAAGAGAAAUCUGAAGAAGUCAAGCGCCUCCUCCCUGAUCGACACGCGAACCAAGUCCACCCUGACAGAAGAGUACGAUCACUUCUUCAUGGAGGCCGACGUCAACCUCUCCGACGAGAACCCUGAUCACCCUCCCCUCCCUCCAAAGCCCCUCAAGUCCCUGACCUUUCCUCCUAAUCCUGCCAAAGCCCCCGAAGAAUACGUCAAGAUCCCAAAGAAGGAGUACGAGGAGAUAAAAAACCGUGUCUCAGCGAUUGAAACGAGGAUCGAUCAAGAACUCGAGACGAUCGACAGCUUCUGCAUGGAUUCGGCAAGCGAAGUCCAGAGCAAGUACGAGAGGACUCUAGGAGAGGCUAGCAUUGGCAGCAUCACUCCUGCUGAUCAGCUUGCCAGACGUCUGGGGAAAGAGCUGAAGAUUCGGAAGCCAUCGGAGGGGAAGGUUAUCAGAUCCCCCAGUGCCAGAAAGAUCGGAAACAUCAGGAGACGAUCGCAGGAGAAGCCUGCGAGCAAACGGAGAGUCUCGCGUUCAGCAUCCUGGCAUAUUUCGGAACAGCCGACCCCUCUUGCUCCAUCCACCUACCCCCAGAUGGAUGGGGACACGGUGUGCAGUGAAGAGACAACCGCUAGGUUAGAUUUUCUCCAUCAGCAGUUGUGCUCACUGAUGAGUCAUACUGCCGAGCACACUAGGUCUUCCUUCAGCUAUGAGGAAUCCGAAGGGCAGAUUCCGUUGUUAAAGUCCCCCAGGGUGGGAGCCCUUAGGCAAGUCCGGAGGGCUUCGUCCUUCCACGGGAGUGAAGUGGAACAGAAGAACCGAGUUUCUUACUACAACCUUCGGAUGAGUAAUUUGAAGAAGACUAAUUCCCAGAGGCAGAUACAGGAUGCCUUGCCAUCGAGUCAGAACGCGGGGAAGAAGUUGGAGUUUAUGACGGAGAAGGAUUUGUUCACGUGGGAGAACGCCAGUAUUUAUUUGGAGUCUGAGAAACACACGGCCAAGUCCUUGUUACUGCGGAGGAAUAGGUCUCCUAGACUGAUGCAGACAGGCAGGGAUUCUGUCGCUAAACUCAGGACGCAGAAUGCAGGGAUGGUGCUGGCUAAGGCCAAGUUGUUUGAUGAUGAGUGCAAGAGCCAUCAAGAAGCGGUUGUGAGACAACGCACCUCAUCGCAGUCCAAUCUGAGGGAAAAGGUGACUCCUCCUUCGAACAAGUCCGAGAGGAAGAAAAAGUGCAGAAGCCCGAAGAGUCACGAAGGAAGGGUCAGGAGUGACCAGGAGAAUUCACUCAAUCUGAAUGUCAGUGCUGUAGCUAGUGAAGCUCCCUCGAACUACAGGACUCCACACAUCAAGAAACCUCUAGCCGUGAAAACCCCAAAGAGUGCUAGGUCCUUAGUCAGGAGGGCACCUGUCGAUAUGAAGAGGACUCCUCUCAAGGCUGUUCCCUUGGCUGGCACUCCCAAGAGGCAGAGUCCCAGGAAUGCAUUCAAGGCGAGACAAGUUACCCGGACCAUUGAUAUUGAUUAGGGCCAAUUUGGAAAUUUGUUCUUGUAGAACUAGGGUUUUAAAUGUGUUUUUUAUCGUAGGUAUACUAUUUUUGUGCGAAAUUUUUUUGAUUGAGGUGGAUCUCAGUCAUGGUAUUUUUUUAUUGUACCUUUUAUUGUA